Dacryopinax primogenitus is the source of this 564-nucleotide messenger RNA. RefSeq lists its product as uncharacterized. The transcript has a single exon. Lineage: Eukaryota; Fungi; Basidiomycota; Dacrymycetes; Dacrymycetales; Dacrymycetaceae. Gene Ontology annotation, molecular function: catalytic activity. The coding region runs from base 1 to 564 and encodes 187 amino acids. The record is from RefSeq and is a predicted model, not a curated record.
AUGGCGUACCAGCUUGGAGCGAUCAUCGUCAAAGGCGGAAAGGUCCUUUCCAAGGGCCAUAAUCACAGGCGCACCCACUACGACGGCUCGACCGGGAACGAGACUCAUCAGACGGCGAUGUCCAUGCAUGCAGAGAUGCAUGCGAUCUAUGCAGCCACCGGCUUCACGCCCGCGUUCAAACACCAGCGUACCGCGUUGACUGCCACUCAGGAGUCGUGCUUUGAACUUGGCACCGCGGCCACCAAUGCCGCGGAUGGAGGAGAAGGAGAAUGGGAAGGCCCGCAACCAAGGCAAGACCAACCACAAGCCGCCCGACUACGGCAAUUACCACAAUCAUCAUUAUCAUCACGGUUAUCCAACGAGUCGCGAGUACGAGUAUCGGUAUCCCCACCACCGACAACAAGACGGUAUACAACACGAACAACAGCACGAGCACGUGCAAUAUCACCCGCUGAGGCAGCAGCAGCCGCGCGUACACGGGAUAUUCAUGCUGCGAUCGCUGGCGCUUCCGAGCAGGGCCUUAAAGACGUUAAAGGCGGGUUCAAACGGGAGAAACGCGCAUGA